Molecule: messenger RNA, 1971 nt
Organism: Cucumis sativus (cucumber)
Lineage: Eukaryota; Viridiplantae; Streptophyta; Magnoliopsida; Cucurbitales; Cucurbitaceae
Product: chromatin remodeling protein EBS
Exons: 5
Coding region: 315-965 (216 amino acids)
Molecular function (GO): chromatin binding
Source: RefSeq, a predicted model, not a curated record
GCAUUCCAACAAAAUCCCCAUUUCCCAUUUUCUCUCUCUUCUUCUUCUCCUUCUCCUUCUCCGUCUCCUUCUUCUUCUUCUCGUCACUCUUCACCUUCUUCCUUUAGGGUUUCUGGGACUUAUACACUAUCACUCUCACAACUUUCUUAAUUUCUCGAUUUGCGCCUAAUUAUCCCAAUCCAUGAUCCCAAUCUAACAUCUUUUUCAACUCGCAUUCUCCUUCAGAGUUUGCUUUGCUUAGUCUUCUUUUUUUUUUCUUCUUCUGUAGCUGCCAUAACUCGGAUAGUAUCAUAGAUUAUUAGCAGGAUUAAUUCAUGGCCAAGACUAAACCUGGGAAGAAAGAUCUUGAUUCAUACACCAUCAAAGGCACCAACAAAAUUGUUCGACAUGGUGACUGUGUGUUAAUGCGACCGUCGGACUCUGAUAAGCCUCCAUACGUUGCUCGAGUUGAAAAAAUUGAAGCUGAUCAUCGGAACAAUGUGAAGGUUCGAGUUCGGUGGUAUUAUCGACCCGAAGAAUCAAUUGGAGGUCGGAGGCAGUUUCAUGGGGCAAAGGAGCUUUUUCUCUCCGACCAUUUUGAUGUUCAGAGUGCUCACACGAUAGAGGGCAAAUGCACGGUGCACACUUUUAAAAAUUAUACCAAACUUGAGAAUGUUGGUGCGGAGGAUUACUUUUGCAGAUUCGAGUACAAGGCUGCCACUGGCGGAUUCACACCAGACCGUGUAGCUGUGUACUGUAAAUGUGAGAUGCCAUACAACCCCGAUGACCUUAUGGUUCAGUGUGAGGGAUGCAAAGAUUGGUUUCAUCCAUCAUGCAUGGGAAUGACCAUUGAAGAAGCGAAGAAGUUGGAUCAUUUUUUGUGUUCAGAUUGUUCCUCCGAAAAUGAAGCAAAGAGGUCCUUGAAUGCAUUUCCAGUAUCACCUUCUGCUGAGGCUAAGGUGGAGCCAAAGCGCAGGAAGAGAUGAUGGGCCGAUCAGGAUUCAUGGAAGUGACAAGGAGGUGCGAUUUCCUGGGCCUUUAGUUUCUGUUAAUGUUGAUGUGGAAAUGUACAGCGAAGAUAAGAUAUUGUGCUCGCACAAACCAGAGGUUUUUCUUUCUUAAAAAAACUACAGUGUUCAAAAUACAUUUACGUGUGCUAAACCUGUGGGGUCAAUAUUGUGAUCUCAGAUCUGUGUUUGUAGUCGUGGGUACACGAUGCAAAAACUGCAGUUAUUUUUCUUAAGCGCGUAACUUAAGAAAACAUUUGCACGGAAAUAGAAAGACUAGGACAGAAGUGUGGAAAUGUUGUAAUUUGCUUGGCUCUGGCUUUUUUUAAGAUUGUAUUGAACUGUUCCGAGCCCCCCCUUUUAUUAUGACGUUUUUUAGUUUCUCUUUUUCGGGAACAAUGAUGGGUUGUUUGGAGUGAGCUGGUUUACUGAUGGCAUCUUUUACGGCUGCAUCAACCCAAGAAAGAAUGUUAGAUUGUUGCUAUCUUUCUUAUUGCAGGUGGAUUUUGUACUGUGGAUGCAAUGGUUGGAUCUGAAAGCAGGAGAGUAUGGAGGUUGGUUCAUCCAUGGAAGCUAUAAUAUUAGAGUGCACCAAAGCUUCUUCCUUUUUUAUCACAAUUUUCCUUUAAAUAGACACUCUUCUGCUUACAUGAAGCAUUUUCUAGGUAAAAUGAUGCAUUGGACAGAAUUGAUUUUGUUGACUUCCACUUCCAGGCAAUUGCAGCCAUUAUAUAGCCAUUGAGCUCUGAAAUUCCUCACCAACUUCGAAAGCAAACAUGGGGGAUAAACUUAUAGAACUUCCCCAUUUUUCUAUUUAUGAUCUCUCAUCUCAAUUCCUAUCAUCUAAAGGAAUUUGGUGAAUGUUUGGGUAAGAAUGUGAUGAAUUUUAUUUUGAUCCCUUUGGGCCAAUUUAUAUUUACUCAUGUGCCUUGUAUCUGUGCCCACUUACUCUUUGUAUAGAUCUUUAUUAAUAAUCUUCAGACAA